AUGGUACCUUCAGCCUGCGAGACUGAGUUGCGCAAGGAGGUGCGAUGCAAUCGGAAAACUUGCAGAGCAACCGAGACUGAAAGGUGGAAAGAAUUGCAAAACUGUCGCUGUAUUCCCCGACGCAGGGUUGCCACACGCGUGUGUUGUUGCCCGCCAACUCAGGUGCAGCGCCGUUGCCUGCACAACGGUCGUGUUCUGGUCACCGAGCGGACAACAUAUGCCGCUGACGCUGGGCAACAACAAUGCGUCGCAUCGUUGCAAAGAGACACGCGUGAAAUAGUUUGCCAACGCCAAAAGCCACAGAUUCUGGCCCGGUAUUGUGACCGGAAGUCUUGUCGUCUCGUUCACCUGUUACGUCGUGUCGUUAAGCGCGGGUGUAACUGCCACCAGCAGACACGCCGGGACGUUCAGAAUCACCUUCGAUGUUGCUGUCGGCCGCCGAGGUUCCAACGCAAGUGCUUUCACAAAUAUGGGGUCGUACAGCGAGUCAGCUAUCGGUACAGUCUUUUCCAGGGCCAGUGUCUGACAAAGAAGUAUGUCGACCAGGACAAGAUUGUUUGCGAACCGGAGAGGAAGAUUGACGGGCCAUGUGAUUCCAAGGCGAAGCUCCGUUCAGUGAUUACAGUUCGAUUCGAGAGAAACGGUUGCGAGUGCGUGAGAAAGGUCUCGAAGAAAGAAGUCUUUUGUGGUGAGCCUGAUUGUUCAAUUAUGCUGAAGGAUCCAAGAGAAUCCAAUUAA
This is a messenger RNA of Protopolystoma xenopodis, 738 nucleotides long. The record is from the annotation of a GenBank genome assembly. NCBI's taxonomy places the organism in Eukaryota, Metazoa, Platyhelminthes, Monogenea, Polystomatidea, Polystomatidae.